Molecule: messenger RNA, 5512 nt
Organism: Hemibagrus wyckioides
Lineage: Eukaryota; Metazoa; Chordata; Actinopteri; Siluriformes; Bagridae
Product: peptidase M20 domain-containing protein 2-like
Exons: 8
Coding region: 3220-4437 (405 amino acids)
Molecular function (GO): dipeptidase activity
Source: RefSeq, a predicted model, not a curated record
AAGUACACAGCUGGUUUCAGUACACAUUGAAAUGAAAUGUUUCUCCUCCAUGGUGCUACACAAAACACAGCACAAGAUACACAAUACACUGUAAGUGUUGACAGCAGUGCUGACCACUAGGUGCAGAUGGUGAGUGUGUGUGUGUGUUGGUGUCAAGCCAGUCUACAGGAGCCUGAUGGUUUGGUUGAAAAAACUGGUACACAGUCUUGUUAUGAGGGCCCACAUGCUUUGGUUCCUUUUCUCCAGAUGGGAAAAGGGUAACUCUGUGUAGAGUUUUCCUCAUACCAGACAAAGUGCCUGGUGGUUGUAAGGGUGGUCUUCCUUACAGCACAUCUGAAAGAAAGACAGUCCUGUAGUUAGUGAUCACCUGGAUGCUCUGCCAUAUGUGCCUGGUAUCACUGCUGUGGAUUCUCUCGGGGUAGGUAUACGAUUUGCCUCUCUGAUGAUCUGGGACAGUUUGGCCCUUGCUGUUUUUAAGGGCCACCAUGUCACCUGCUCUGUAGGUGGAGUCUCAGCAGCUCAUGCACCUUUGUGGUCAGUCACUGCUUCUGAUAGGAGCAUGUAGUGAUCUUCAACUGGGGGCAAGAUGGCUUUAUUAUCACCACACAUACAUUACAGCACAGUGGAAUUCUUUUCUUCGCAUAUCCCAGCUGAGGAAGUUGGGGUCAGAGCGCAGGUGCAGCUACACUACAGCACCCCUGGAGCAGAGAGGGUUAAGGGCCUUGCUCAAUUGCCCAGCAGUGGAGCUUGGUGGUGCUGGGGCUUGAACCCUUCAGUCUGCAUUUAACAGUCACAUAAUCCACCAGCCAUGAGCAGUAAUUAGAAACUAGCACAGAGUUCUUGCACCAUUCCACAUGGCGUUGAUGUAAACACACAAGCCUCCACAGGGCUGCAUUUCUUCUGAAACUCUACCUCUGAGGAGCAGCAAUCAAGGAGCAGAGGGUUUGGCCUUACAUCUAAGGUUUGUUUUUAGCCUAGCAUGGACUCCCACCAUCUUGCAGAGCUUCGGCUUACACUGCUUUCGACAUCACCUCAUUCAGCCACCGGCAGCAGGCAAGACCGAAGGCUGAGAAAGCGUGCAAUCAGCAGAGUAGACCGUAAUUGGUAGAGGCUUUGCAAUGAUGUAUGACAGUCUGGAUAAAAUAACAGACAUGGCCACCUAGAAGGACUCUACUCUGUCUUUUGCAUUAUUUAGUAUGAUACCUAAUUUUCUAGUUGUGUCAGUUUGUAUAGAUUGUGGGAACAUUAUUAACAGUAUUAAUUAUACUGUUACUGUUUGCUCCUUCUGUUGAGUCUGAAAAUAAGAGAAACAAGAGCGCCCUCUGUCUGUAAAUUAUUAUUAAUGCACCUGUCUUUUUUUUGUAAUACACACGAUUGCCAAAAGUUUUGUGAUGCCUGCCUUUACAUGCACAUGAAUGUAAUAUGGAGUUGGCCCGCCCUUUGCAGCUAUAACAGCUUCAACUCUUCUGGGAAGGAUUUCUACAAGGUAUUGGAGUGUGUUUAUGGGAAUUUUUGACCAUUCCUCUAGAAGCAUAUUUGUGAGGAAAGGCACUGAUGUAGGACGGGAAGGUCUGGCUCACAGUCUCCGCUCUAAUUCAUCCCAAAGGUGUUCUAUCAGGUUGAGGUCAGUCAAGUUCCUCCACACCAAAUUCACUCAACCAUGUCUUUAUGGACCUUGCUUUGUGCACUGGUAUGCAGUCCCCAACCCCAAACUGUUCCCACAAAGUUGGGAGCAUGAAGUUGUCCAAAAUGUCUUGGUAUGCUGAAGCAUUAAGAGUUCCUUUCACUGGAACUAAGGGGCCAACCCCUGAAAAACAUCACCUGAACUCAGUGAUUUGGAGGAGUGUUCCAACACUUUUGGCAAUAGAGUGUAUGUACAGUGUGUAUGCACCAUGCAGCCAUGACAUUAAAACCACCUGUCUAAUAUUGUCUAGGUCCUCCUUGUCCUGUCAUAACAGCUCUGUCCAGUCAAGGCUCGAUGGACUUCACAAAACCUGUGGUUAACAGCAGUUCUGUAAGUUGUGACGUGUGGCUUCCAUGUUUAUGCAGAAUUUGGAGGCCAGGUCAACAACUUGUAAUUCUUUGUGGUAUCAGACUAGAUGGGAUAGCCUUCACUCACCAGUGAGCCUUGGGUGUUCAUGACCCGGUCACUAGGUACUAACUAUUUGUUUCUUGUCAAAGUCUCUCAGGUCCUUAUGCUCGCCCUUUUUCGUGCUUCUAAAGCUAAAGCUAACUUGCUGCAUAAUUUAUUCCACUCCUUGACCUGUGCCUGGUCAAUAAUUUCAUUUUUAUGAGAUAAUCGAUAUUAUUCGCUUCAAGUCGUCUUUUUAAUAUUUAACCAGAAUUUCAGACUACAACAAAACUAAUAAAUACACAGAUCAGGCAUAAUAUUAUAAUCACUGACCGAUGAAUAACACUGAUCCUUCUUAUCAUGGCACCUGUUAGUGAGUGGGAUAUAUUAGGCAUGUGAGCAUCAGAACUGGACCAUGGAGCAAUGGAAGAAGGUGGCCUGGUCCUGAUGAAUUGCAUUUUCUUUUACAUCAUGUGGAUAGCCGGGUGUGUGUGCGUCGCUUACCUGGGGAACACAUGGCACCAGGAUACACUAUGGGAAGAAGGCGGGCCGGCAGAGGCAGUGUCAUUCUUUGUGCAAUGUUCUGCUGGGAAAAUCAAAUCAAAUCGAGCAUCUGUGGGAAGUCUGAUCCAUGGAGGGCCCACCUUACAACGUACAGGACUUAAAGGAUCUGCUUGGUGCCAGAUACCACAGCACACCUUCAGGGAUCUAGUGGAGUCCAUGCCUCGACGGGUCAAGACUGUUUUGGCAGCAAAAGGGGGACCAACACAGUAUUAGACAGGUGGUCAUAAUGUUAUGCCUGAUCAGUGUAUAUUUAUGCAAAUAAUAUUUAUGCAUAUUAUAGUUGUUGUAGUUAAUUAAUUAACUGAUUGUGCAACAUAUAAACAAGUCUAAAUUGCACCUUCUUUUUUUUAGCACUAUUUAUGCCCUCAGACAGUUUUAACUUUAUAUGCACUGUUACCCAUGCAGGCUGUUUUGCAGCUGUUUCCUGCUACAGGCAUGCCAGUGUUACAUAACACCUAGCAAUGCAAAGGUCAUGGCUUGCUGUUGCAUAAGAUUUCCAUCCACCUAAGAUUUCUGCACCCGUCUUCUGUAGUUACUCCUCCGAUUUGAACCAGUGGCUCUUUUUUGACACUGAAGGUUACAGAAUGGCUGAAAAACUCCCAGCACUGAAACAGCUAGUUUGCGCUUCCAUCGACGAAGCCAAGGACAAAUUCCAUCUAUUAGGAGAUGCGAUAUGGCGCCACCCAGAGCUGGCAUAUGAGGAAAGACAAGCCCAUGAGACUCUGGUUCGCUUUUUCACCCAGGAGAAAGGGUGGACAGUGGAGGCACACUACAAACUAGAAACAGCUUUUCGGGCCACCUGGGGGCCUGUGGGUGGAGGAGAUGGUGAGGCUGUGGUUAAUGUGGGGUUCCUGUGUGAGUAUGAUGCUCUGCCUGCUAUAGGCCACGCGUGCGGUCACAACCUGAUAGCAGAGAGCGGAGCGGCAGCAGCACUGGGCCUGAAGGUGGCGCUGGAGAGCGUGGAGGCGUGGCCUGUGCCAAUCAAGGUAACUGUUUUGGGGACUCCAGCAGAAGAGGAUGCAGGUGGGAAGGUGGACUUGCUCCGAGAAGGAGUCUUUGAAGGACUGGACGUGGUGUUUAUGGCUCAUCCUUCACAGGAGGACGCUACCUACAUCCCAGAUGUGGCAGAACAUGACCUUGUAGUGAAGUACCACGGACGUGCAUCUCACGCAUCAGCGUAUCCCUGGGAAGGUGUAAACGCUCUAGACGCAGCUGUCAUGGCUUACAGUAACAUGUCUGUACUCCGCCAGCAGCUCAGACCUGAAUGGAGGGUCCAUGGUAUAAUAAGGCAUGGAGGUGUGAAGCCCAACAUCAUCCCUGACUACAGUGAGCUGGAGUAUUACUUACGCACUCCUUCACACCGAGACCUGCCCAACAUCCGAGCCAAAGCUGAAGCCUGUUUUCAAGCUGCUGCUCUGGCCACAGGAUGUAAGGUUGAGCUUAUUUUUGCAAAGAACAAGUUUUAUGAAAUCCUGAGGAAUCACACUUUGGAAAGCCUGUAUGAGGAGAAUGGGAAAUCUCUUGGCAUGAAGUUCAUUACGGUUGAGAAUUCUUCUGGCUCUACAGAUUUCGGGAACGUGACUCAUGCUGUUCCAGGGAUUCACCCUUAUUUCUACAUUGGAUCUGAGGCACUGAAUCACACCACAGAAUAUACAGCGGCUUCUGGUGCAGAAGAAGCUCAGUUUUACACACUCCGGACUGCGAAAGCUUUGGCUAUGACUGCACUGGAUGUGAUCUUCAGCCCUGGAGUGUUAGACAAAGUGAAACAGGAGUUUAAAGAGGCCAAACUCAGAGAGGAGUGAGGACUGUAAGAGGUGAAACACAGGCAAGCAGAGACUAACAAGACAAAUGAAACCGUCUAGAAAUCGUAAAAGCCUAAUAUAUGAUUUACAAACAUUACAACUCUGUUGGUCUCUGUCCUGUUUGCUUGAGGAAUGUAGAACCAUUACUAUAUGUUCUGUGGAUUACAGGUAAUUAUCCCUGGGACAGUUUAAAUUGCCACAAUAUAUUGAGUGACAAAUUUUUCCCACAAUCUAAAAGCAUGAUUUCAAGCAUUAAAUAGAGAUUCCAACUUUGUCAUCACUAAUUCAAAUAUAUAGAUUAAUAGACUCUUUGUAAUGAAGCUCAGAAAUCUAUUAAUGUUGUAUCUUAUAGGCUAUGUAUUGAAAUUCAAUAAAUAAAAGCUACUAUCUUAUCAGAUUUCAGAUUUUAAGUUUUAAUUUAAAUUACUGUUUUAUCCCUAAUGAGGUGACAGUGGUGAGGAAAAACUCAAGAGAUCUUGAGAGGAACCAGGCUCAGAAGGGAACCUCAUCCUUACUUGGGUGACACUGGACAGUAAAUCAUGUAAAAAGCUGUUGAUAAUGUCCUUUCUGCAACAGCCACCAAGAGAUCUUGAGCUGCCGGAUGCAACGGCAGUUCAGUGACUGUGUGAUAGUCUCUGAGUGGUUCUAGCCACAGCAGGGGCUGUCCAUGCAGAUCUAUCCACAGCAUCAGUGAGCACCAACAAGCGCUGAGACUCCAACCAGGGGGAGAGCGUCUGGAUGGAUCAGGCAGGUCCAGAAAGAAGAAGCAAACACACAGAACACUGGGAGCUCAGAGAGUGGGACUUAUAGCUCAGCAGAAAAUGACAGAGAGCGCGAUAAAUAUUAAAUAUGCAUAUGAUCAUGUGAUGCUUAAAGACAAUGUAGAUUAUGUGCAGACAGGGACUCUGGCAAGACUAGCUAAGAUAACUAAAAGGAAAAGCCAGAAGGUGAGAGAUAUGAUAAGGGACACGGCACUAAUUGAUGUAUUGUUGACCUCCCCUCCUGUUCCAACCAGAGCGAUACACCAGGGCACCCAGGAUGCCCGAAGACAGGCCGGAACAUCAACACCAACCCC